Messenger RNA from Metarhizium album ARSEF 1941, 3960 nucleotides. Its product is annotated as HECT domain-containing protein. The coding region runs from base 1 to 3960 and encodes 1319 amino acids. The transcript has 3 exons. NCBI's taxonomy places the organism in Eukaryota, Fungi, Ascomycota, Sordariomycetes, Hypocreales, Clavicipitaceae. The record is from RefSeq and is a predicted model, not a curated record. Gene Ontology annotation, molecular function: ubiquitin-protein transferase activity.
AUGAGCGCGUUGCGGCAUGCUGAUGCUGGCCAUGGCGUUGGCGCAGAUCGCGAUACCUCCGACAACAGUCACAUAGCGAAUAACUCAGAUCUGGAGGCGGGUCUUUGGCAGGAGGCGCCCUUUUCUCGCUUGCCAGAUGAUGCGCCACCAGAACUUCGGGAAUUUCUGCAGGAUGUUGAGAAUCCAAGACGAGUUUGGGCCAUCCAUCGAGCUAGUAGGCGGCAUGAUUUCCAACUCCUUGUCGAGACGUACAUUGCGCAACUCCGCACCGGCUGCGCUUCCCCCCAAUGCAGCACAGCAACCUGCUUCACAUGCCGGAAGCGUCUCGCCGGCAAGGCUCCCAUUCGACGAUUUAGUGCUACAAGCGCAAGGAUUCUGGCUGUCUACCUCGCCAGCCAGGACAACCCAGAUAGAGGCCUCUGCCCGUACCUGCGCCGAUCGAACGGUCCCCCCCCAGCCGUGAAUAAUCUUAUUUUCUCAGCACAACGACCGCGAUCUCAAACCUUGGCCGAACCUACACCUCCCAAGGUCGCUGGAUCCCCGGGACCUCGUAAGACCUCCGUUGGUGCGGAAGCCAAGCCGAAGCACGCGUCGUCUGGCAGACAAUGCAAAGUCUCCAUCAUCGAGAGUCCUGGUGCUGAUCCAGUCAAAUCAGAAGUCCAGUCACUCGGCUGCGAGGAUGGAGCAUACAAAUCUACCGGUCGUGGCCAAGAUCGAAGUGACGUUGGCAGCGGCAAAGUCAUCAUUACAGAAAAACCUGUAAGCAGAGACUACAGGUCAUUUGCAGCGUCAACAUUUGGGACAAUAGCUUUCAAAAUGCUGGAGUGGCUGACUCCACAGGGAUUACGGGCAAUAUCUGAACAAAUUCACGAUGCUAGUGACCCCGACUCAACUUUGAAACAGCAGCAAUCGAAGGAAACCAUGCAAGAAGGAACAGGUGUCCCAUCUGCGCCGCCUCCGUCACUCUCCCAACACUCUUCUUCCAAAUCAUCCACACAGGCCCUGAAGGCCCCCGAACUGCAACAGAGCCACCAGGCACUACCUGAACACGCAGGACGUGCCGCCGAAUCAACACUCCCACGAGAUCCUCCCCGGCGGAAACGAAAUUCAAAGGGCUCCCUUAAGACGGCAACCACAUCAAAGCCUCAGAAAAAGACAUCUCUAAAGCCUCUUCCGCCACUAGCCUCAGCAGAUGCACCCAAACCUGCCGCAAAGUCAAGCAACUUCCAUGGGGAUAAGAGACCACGAGGUCCAAAACUGACACCGAGCGUCGUUGGGCGAACCGUACCGGAAAUACCAUUGAAGCCAGCAUUUUUUGAAAAUAUCCCGUGUCUAUCCCCGUCGCCCGUCGAUGAAGUUGAUCCAACCUCGUCUGAACAGGGAGAGUCUGAGAAGGAUUCUUCCGCCAGAAAUACUAUUGCCGUCGCAACGACACGGAGGCGUAAGCAAGCCUCGCAAGACCAUGAGAAUGCACCCGCAGCAACGGACGAUUGCUGGAAAAAUUAUCCGUUGCCACAGUCUCUGAGUCAACUGAAUGUCGAGCUGAUAGACUUCAUCUGCGAUAUUUUUCAGGAAGAUGACACCAAUGAAAAGCAACUUUUUGGACCGCUAUCGUUGACAGAACAUCUCCCGAAACCCCGGAAUAGAUCAAAGCGAUUGGCGAGACAAAGACACAACCACCAGGUCAAACCCGCAGCCGUUCUUUCCGGCAAAUGGCGAGUGUUCAAUGAACAGACCAUAUUCAGCGUGCUGAGCGAUCCCCACUCAUUAGUCAAGUCUUUCACUAAAGACGGACGAUUGUACGACUCUCAAACCCUCUGGUACUGCAUGCUGCGGAUGACGCGGGCGGCCCCCAGCCUCGUGCUCCAUAGUCUGUGGCUGGCAGCCAAGAGCUUAUUCGCGCCACCUAUGCGCCUGAAUUCAGCGCGGCUGUCGUCGAAAAGGCUCAUGGGAGAGCAUCAGCUUCCGGCAUUGACUGACUAUGAAGCUGGCUGUGUCAUGUCGAUUUGUCUCCACGCCUUGGUGGCGGUAGCCCCUUGCACAGAAGACUCCUGGACAAUGCACGAAAUGUCAGGUAUUCGUUCCAACGGCGUCGUCGUGGCUGGCGCGGCGGCACGACGUAUCUUGCCGAUGUGCCUCGAGUACGACGACGUGUUUUCCAAUGAGCUUGCUCUGCGACUAGCCAGGAGGCUAUUUCGUGCCAUCACCGCUCGAAACUGCUUUGCAGAAAUAGCAGACUGGGACGGCCAGGUGGAGGAAGCAAGUUUUGAUGUCUUGAGCCCCUUGCUACACCAGAUAGAUGUCAUGCGGAGCGGGAUUCGUAUCCUAGAAUUCACUCAAGAUGAGCGUCUGCUACAUGAAACCCGAGUUCCCAUGCUUCUACUGGACUGGGCCAGAGCAGUGCUUCUUCAGGACUGGAAUGGACGCACAGAGUAUUCACACGAUGGCCCCUUUCAUGGGGCACUGUCUUUGAUGACCACGUUGUACGAAAAUAGGACUAUGCUUCUUUUAGGAGACAUUCGAUUUCGUGUUGAUUAUUUUUCAGAGCGAUUGGAUUCCAUGGACAUUCCUGUCUUAUGGGCCGACUUUACUUCUAAUAGACAUAGGCAUCACCUCUUGGAUCAUCCGUUUCUCUUCAGUCCCGAGACGUUGGUCAACUUUUUCCGAUCAAUCAAUUUCUCGCGAAUGAGCAAAAACUUCGAAGAAUCUAGCUCUCUGAAAACUAGAAUGACUGCCAUUAUUGACCCAGGCAGUUUGGUCACUAACACUCACCAUAAGCACGUCCUGCAGGACCUGCUUAAGACUGCGUCCUCAAGAUUCUUAGUCCUGGCUAUCAGCAGAGAACACGUACUCAGGGAUGCGUUUGAUCAGUUGUGGAGACGGCAGGAACGAGAAUUGCUGAGGCCCUUGAAAGUACACUUGGGGGAGGGUGCUGGCGGCGAAGAAGGGUUUGACUCGGGCGGGGUUCAACAAGAGUUCUUUCGAAUGGCAAUUUCAGAGUGCCUCGAUACGAAGUAUGGGGCAUUCACGGUCGAUGACAGGACGAGGAUGGCAUGGUUUGUGCCAGGCUCUCUUGUCGAACUUUGGAAGUUCGAGAUGAUCGGCUUGUUGAUGUCACUAGCCGUGUACAACGGCCUGACACUUCCAGUUACUUUUCCUAAAGCCCUGUACAGGAAGCUCUUGGGUCAACCUGUAGAUGAACUCUACCAGAUUGCGGAUGGCUGGCCGGAUUUAGCAAAUGGACUUACCGCCUUGCAAGAGUGGGAUGAGAAGGACGGCUUGGUAGAGGAUGUCUUCGCAAGGACAUAUGAAUUCUCAGUUGGGGCAUUCGGCGCUGCCGUAACGCGUCCCAUGACCAAGGAGAAAUCCUCUUGGCCGCAGGGGAUUCCACCGCCUCCGACAAGAACCGGCUCCGCUGCACCUGGCGACGAGGCGCCACUGGUCACAAGGGAGAAUCGCGACGAGUACGUGCGCGACUACAUUCGAUACCUGACUGACGUGUCCAUCCGGCCCCAAUAUCGAGCAUUUGAGCGCGGCUUCCGGGCGUGUCUGGACGCCAAGUCCCUCACCUUGUUGACGCCGUCAAUCUUGCAGUCUGUUGUGGAGGGCGUGCAAGAGAUUGAUAUUUCGGAGCUUCGAAGAUAUGCUCGCUACGUCGGGUGGGAUCCCUCGCAUCAUACCGUCAAGGACUUCUGGUCUAUCGUGAAGAGAUAUGAUGAUGGGAUGAAACGCAAACUACUUGAAUUCGUCACGGCGUCGGACCGUGUGCCCGUGGGCGGCAUGCGAAACCUACAGUUUAUAGUUCAAAAGAAUGGCGAAGAGGAGGGGAGUAAUGGUCACCUGCCCACGGCAUAUACGUGUUAUGGAACGCUACUAUUACCGGAAUAUAGGGACAAGGAUGUACUACGGGAGCGGUUGGAAAUGGCACUAGAGAAUGCGAAAGGGUUUGGGUUUGCAUGA